AUGAAUCGAACAUGCAUGUCCAUUGCUUAUCUUUUAGAUACUUUGCCAACAGAUCAAAAUACACCACCACCACCACCAAGAAAUAUCCUUACUGAAAUUUCAAAUAUGAAUGAUAAUGCUGGGGUAAACAAUUCUAGUGAGAGUUCAGUGGUAACAAGCAUCAGCAACACAAACCAAAGCGUAACAGUUGGCAGUAGUUAUAAUCCUGAAUCUGAUGACUAUGUCCAUGAUAGAGAAGGGUUCAAAAGAAGAAUUGAAAGAUUGGAUGAAACCUUUGUUGAUUUGACUUCUCGAGAGAAUCCUAGCGAGGAAGAUACGAACAGAAACAUUGGCAAGAAUGGUUCUCCAGUUAAAAAGAAAAUCAAGAGAGAUGAAGAAAUUCUAAACCUUCUUUCACUGCCACCAAAACAAGGAAGCUCUCGAGACUCUUUGGGUUCUCUGAAACUUAAAGAAAGAAAUGUUGCAAAAACUAAGAAAAUAGAAAGUCAGGCUUCUAUUGAAUUCAAAGAGAUAGUGCAAAGCUUGAUAGAAUUGGGAUCAGAAAUCGAUGCUAAGGGUCUUGAUACUCAUCCAGACAUUGACAAAAUACUUGAGAGUUUGAGUGCCAUUCGUAUGGAUUUUCUUCAUAUGUUAACUAAUAAGAAGAACUUAGCGCAAUAA
Molecule: messenger RNA, 660 nt
Organism: Candida albicans SC5314
Lineage: Eukaryota; Fungi; Ascomycota; Pichiomycetes; Serinales; Debaryomycetaceae
Exons: 1
Coding region: 1-660 (219 amino acids)
Source: RefSeq, a predicted model, not a curated record